UACGUAUGGUUUUGCUGAUUCUUUAUUUUUUGCACCUUUGCCUCCCUGUUCUUGCAAUAUCUAUACAUAGGUUUGUAUUUCUUAUUAGUAUUUUCAUACUACUCAUGGCUUGUGUUUACCUUUUAGUCUGAAACACUAGGAUUCUGUCACAUAUUCAUGAAAUAGUGAUGCUCUUGAUAAAAAUAAAUCUGUUGCUGUUGGAAACUUUGUAAUGGGAUAGCGUUUUCUUCUAAUGUAUGUUAAAACUUGCUUAUGAAAUCAACUGGAACACUAGAAGCCUUUCAAGCAAUAUUCUGUGAAAAUAAUUUAGAGAUAGAACUGCUUAAAUUUCUUAAACCAUGUCCUGUUGUCAAUAAAGAUAAAAAUAAAUUUAUGGUUCUCUGUAUUGAAUGUUGGAUUGUUGCACUAUACCUAUUCAAAUCUUUAAAUACAUAAUUUCAGUAAGAUAAACAUGAAUUAAAUCUUUCAGUCUUUAAUUUACAGAAUUAUUUUAGUGCAUUCAUUUUUAUAAUAAGGUAACAACUUUCCAUCUAAUUCCUCAAGUAUUUUUUUUUUUGUCUUUUUUAAUUUUCAUAGAAUUUGUCAAAAUAUGUUUGGUAAAUAGUGUUUGAAGAUAUCUAGAUUUUUAAGAGAUAAGACAUUGUUAGGUACAGAACCAGAAAUCAGGGUAAAAAUGUAAUCUUUAUUUGUAAAAAAUCAAUCUCUGCCCUAGUAUAGUAUCUACGAAAUACAGACGGAUAUGUUGUACAUAAAAUUCUCUCCUUUAUCAAGAUAUUUGAGAAACCUGUAUUCUUCCUCCCAAUUUCUAUCAGUUGUCAAUUGACUCUAGCUAGCCACCCCUUUAUCACCUGUCUUUUCUGAAGAGAAAAAGUUAUUUUAUGAACAAAAGUAAUUUCUAAUACUAAAUAAAAGUAGUACUACCACUCUUGUCCUUCCAAACCAGGCACUAAGAGACACUUAAUUACUUGAAUAGGUGAUAUGCAUUCCUAGUUACUCUUCUUACCCAUAUUAGCUUUAUCGUCACAUUUUCAACAUUUUAGUUGCUUUCACUUUGUUAAUGGCCCUUGGGUAAUAAUUUUGAGCCCACUUAUCUUUCUCAAACAAGGGUGAGUAAGAGGUUCUAUGUAAUUAACUCAUUAUAUGAGUGGUAGUAUUGGACCAAGAGUAGAAUGAAAAUUAGGAAAAAUCAGAACGUGUAGUAUUAUUCAGUGGACGUCCAUAUUCUCAAAGUGAUCCAGAGAUAGGAGAAGAUACUUGAGGUAAACCCCUCCUCCAGGAAUUCAUGAGAUCCUGGUCCUCUCCCAGUCUGCUGAGGAGAUCCCAAACAUCCAAGAUCUGGAUAAGGAGUGGAUCGUACCUAGAUUGUCUUAACAUGAGAUAAAAAUAUAUACAGAAGACAACUUCAGGGGUUUGAACACUCUUCAACCUGCCUACUCCAAUCAAAUUUCUCUGAUCUUGGUACAACAUCAUGGGUUUGUCUGAAGAAGACAUUUUUUUUCCUCAAACGAAGUUAUUGAACAUACAGUGUUUUCUCCAUCAUUCUAGGCUCGAAAGAAAGAAGAGAGACUUUGUGAAGCCCUAAAAAAGAUUGAGCCUGCUGAAUCUUCUGAAACAACCCACGAUCCUGAGAUAUUGACACCGGAAGAGCACUUUUUCUUCUUGAAAGAUGGGCCUUAAAUGCAAAAAUUAUGUGCCAGUUGGAAGGCGAGGAAUUUACCAAGGUGUAAUUUUGAACAUGCAUCUACAUUGGAAAAAACAUCAGACCUUGAAAGUAGUGGUGAAGACAUUUUCAGCAGAGGAGGUUAAGGACAUUGCUGUUGAGCUGGCAAGAUUGACUGGAGGUAUAGUGCUUGACAUUCAUGAAGAUAACACAAUAAUAAUGUACAGAGGGAAAAACUACUCCCAACCUCCAACAGAGAUUAUGUCUCCACGAGUGUCUCUUUCGAGAAAGAAGGCAUUGGAUAAAUCCAAAUACAGGGAUGCUCUCCGUGCUGUGAGGAGACAUAUUCCAAGACUAGAGCAAGAACUUGAAAUUCUGCAAGCGCAAUUCAAAAGUGCAGCAGAGAGUAAUACAUAUGCUUCUGACGCAAUCCAGGACAUUGACAGAGAGAGAAUUUCAAAUUUUCAGUUAGACAAUUCAGUUAAACACCAAGAGUUGAUGGAUGAUAACAUUGGAUGCACAGAAGAUGAGACAGAUAAUGACUCUGAGUUGGAUUCUGAUUCCGAUAAGUUAUCAGAUAUAUUUGAGACAGAUUCGGAUGUAGAGAAUUUCACCAAAGAGGAAAAACCUCUUUAUUUGGACGAGUUUGAUAAGUUUCCAGAGCAAAGCAAUGGAGAAACAAUUGAUUUUGAGGAGCAUCUACGACAAAUGUCUCUGAAUUCGAAAAACAUGGAAAAGGACCAAGACUUACCAAAGCUGGAUGAAGUUGACAGGAUUUUUCUACAUGCCACAUCCUUUUUAAAGAAAAAAACAAAAUGAGAAAUUUGCUAAACGCGAGUGUUGUAAUCAUCAUACUUAAAGAAAGAGUAGCCUUACAGAAAUUACGAUGUACAACCAUGAAUGGCUUUUCUAAAUUACAAAAGUUUUAGAUUUAGCACUUUA
This is a messenger RNA of Vigna angularis (adzuki bean), 2602 nucleotides long. RefSeq lists its product as uncharacterized. The transcript has 4 exons. The record is from RefSeq and is a predicted model, not a curated record. NCBI's taxonomy places the organism in Eukaryota, Viridiplantae, Streptophyta, Magnoliopsida, Fabales, Fabaceae. Bases 1667 to 2479 code for a protein of 270 amino acids. Gene Ontology annotation, molecular function: RNA binding.